AUGGAAUGGAACGCGCGCCCCGUGACCGAACUGGCCAGUGGCUUGUUCUCCGUCGUCGUAGACGCCCGGACUGAGUUUGCUUCACAAUGGGCCGUUUUCAUCCGGCCAGCCGCGCAGCGUGUCCUCGUUCUGAACAAGCUGAAUGAGCGGUUGCCCGUGUAUACCAAGGGCCAUCCGGUGAGUGGGUUGGUUGCCCAGAAUGUGUGGGUGGUUACCGAUGCCCAAGUUGCAGCGGGCGCGCUGAGCCUAGCGCAGCAGAACAAUGUGCUUUCUUUCACGGACGGGCCGGCUGUGGGAGGACUGAAGAUGUUUAUGGCUCCGGGGCCCUUGGUAAUUUCGGACUGGACGCUCACUUUGGCCGAUGGGAGUGCCCCGGUGAACAGGCUCUGGCUGUUGAUUCGGUAUGUGAUGAAGUAG
Messenger RNA from Exophiala spinifera, 417 nucleotides. RefSeq lists its product as uncharacterized. Lineage: Eukaryota; Fungi; Ascomycota; Eurotiomycetes; Chaetothyriales; Herpotrichiellaceae. The transcript has a single exon. Bases 1 to 417 code for a protein of 138 amino acids. The record is from RefSeq and is a predicted model, not a curated record.